This is a messenger RNA of Zea mays, 1070 nucleotides long. Its product is annotated as Rubredoxin-like superfamily protein. Gene Ontology annotation, molecular function: iron ion binding; electron transfer activity. Bases 280 to 921 code for a protein of 213 amino acids. NCBI's taxonomy places the organism in Eukaryota, Viridiplantae, Streptophyta, Magnoliopsida, Poales, Poaceae. Gene Ontology annotation, cellular component: chloroplast. Gene Ontology annotation, biological process: alkane catabolic process. The record is from RefSeq and is a predicted model, not a curated record. The transcript has a single exon.
UGUGCCACGCUCGCUUUCGUCGAGUGGAAGAUGACGACGCGCCCGCGGUGGCGGUGUGUGGAUGCGCAGACUCCCGGCAUAUCAAAAUCCGCACUCCCCAUUGGCCGGCCUCAUAUCCCCUUAUCCGCUUCGCCACCCGCGGUCUCGCCCACCACCCGCUCCGGCCGGCUCUUGCGCUAGCUGCAUGCUCGCGCCGCCCUCCUCUCCAUCAUCCAGUGCUCUCUCCUCUUGCGAUUCGCUCGCUCGAUCCUAGCUUCCCUUCCCAGAAGCGCAGCGCCCAUGGCCAUGGCCAUGGGGCACCGCCAGUCGGGCAGCUGCGCAAAGGUGAGGCCCGGCGGCAUCGGCAUCGGCAUUGGCAUGGGCAUGGUGUCCAAGCAGCACCAAAGAACACCGCCGCCGUCCUCUUACUGUCUACACCUCCACCACAUCCUCUACCUUAGACCUGUCGCCAGCAGCCACCACUUGACGCGCCACUCCGUCGACGUCACCAAAGACGACAAGCCGCUUGAGCCGCUGCCGCCGGCGGCUGCAGAGACAGAGAGCACGCAGCAGCAGGAGGACGAGGAUGGCGGGCCAAAGCUGGACCCGAGGCGGUUCGAGGAGAAGUUCGCGGUGCUGAACACGGGGGUCCACGAGUGCCAGUCCUGCGGGUACCGCUACGACCAGGCGGCGGGGGACCCGUCGUACCCAGUGCCGCCGGGCCUCCCCUUCGCGCAGCUGCCCGAUGACUGGCGGUGCCCCACCUGCGGCGCCGCGCAGUCCUUCUUCGAGAGCAAGAGCGUGGAGAUCGCCGGGUUCGCGCAGAACCAGCAGUUCGGGCUGGGCGGCAACUCCCUCACCUCCGGCCAGAAGGGCCUGCUCAUCUACGGUAGCCUCCUCAUCGGCUUCCUCUUCUUCAUCUCCGGCUACUUCCUGCAAUGAUGACGCCAACAACGACUCUUUCUGAUCUGAUCUUCUUUCCGUUUGUGUGAAUAGAAUACUUCGUCCGUGCAUGUACUCCUCCCCACUCCCAGGGAACAACAUUCAUCAUCAAUCGACUAUAAACUCUUGGUUUUAGAUUUUUUUGAUUU